UCGAGACGUCACUGGGAACGUUUAUGUUGCUAACCAAAUACAUUCUGUACAKUUUUGGUAUUUACUAAAUAUCUGAGUAAACAUUUGACGAGAAAAGCGAACACUCACCAAGGAAAAUGUAAUAUAUUGUGUAGAGUUCUCAUUCUAGCACGUAAAGUGGUUCAAGAAACAGCUUGAAGUGUGAUCAGUCUAAUCGUUCUUCUUGUUCCAUAAUAUAAAGAUGGCUCGUUCUACUCGUGUACAGCCAUUCCAGACUCCAAGACAGCAGCGAUCAACUCCGAAACCUUCUUACCCCAGUAAMUCUACUUGUUGUGUGAAGUUCACCAUGUUCUUCAUGAACGUGUUGUUCUGGUUUAUAAGCUGCUUGAUCAUCGCUGUCGCUAUAUACGCCAUUAUAAACAAGCAAGAACUCUACGGAAAAAUCACUMAACUGAGUACCGACCCUGCCGUUAUGCUCGCCAUUGCCGGAGUACUGAUGUUUUUGAUCUCGUUUGCUGGAUGUCUGGGCGCGUUGAGAGAGAACAUAUGCUUUCUACGCUUCUACUCAGCAAUGUUGGGAUUGAUGUUACUGUUAGAGAUAAUUGCCGCCGUUCUGGGCUAUGUUUAUGCCACUAAAGUAAGAACCCAAGUUGAAAAUGCUGUACAUCAUGCAAUACAAAGGUACCGGGAUGAUCCUGAUUUACAGAACAUCAUCGACCUUCUCCAACAAGAGCUGAAAUGUUGUGGCACUACGACGUAUCGAGAUUGGGAACAGAAUAUAUACUUCAACUGUUCCUCUCCUUCUGUAGAAAGAUGUGGCGUGCCAUUCUCUUGCUGCAUUGAAGAUCAAAUAAACUCUCAGUGUGGCUUUGGUGUGAUAAAACAAUCCAAUGCUGAAGCCAGCAAGGUUGUAUAUACAUCGGGUUGUGUUGUUGAAGCGGAGAAGUGGUUGAAGAGUAACCUUAUUAUGAUGGCUUCCAUAGCAGCCGCGUUACCUAUGCUACAGAUUUUCGGGUUUUGUUUUUCGCGGAAGCUGGUGGRAGACAUCAAAGAGGCGAAAGAGGCGUUGGGUAACUAAGACUAUAGCUUGUAUGUGGGAUCAAAGUAGCUCAACCUAUUUAUUAUACCUACUUUCAUUUUAACCCCCACUCAACACCUCCUUUCCCCCCCUUCCCUCCUGCCCAACACUGCAGGUUAUCAGAAGAUUGGAAUUUGUAUUUGUUACAAUAAUAGAACUUUGUAGCAAUUAGAACAUGUAAGGGAUAAAAAUAUAGGGACACAGGACAGAAGACCAGACGCAUUGCUGGCAUAGCAAUAGGGUGUCCACAUCACAACAAAAACAAUAAGAGUCCAUACUAUAGGAGUGACCUUAUUAUGACAGUGCUUCUUAAUCACAUGCACGAAAAAUACAAUUUGCUAUUGCAAUGAAGCAGGUUUUGGUGGAYGUCAAUUAUGGCAUUUCCAUGACAACCCAWGGGCAUAUGGCUUUGAAAAGUUUGUGCUUUUAGCACAAAUCUGUAAUUAUGAAACAUAUCUGUUUGGCCUCCACCAAAACCUACUUCAAAUUGUACAAUUUCGCACGUGGUUGAGAAGGGCUAAAGCAGUUAUGUAGCAGGCGUUGGUUAUAGAUUAUGCUUGUAUCAUUGCUGUUGCAUGCUGAGUGAUGACUUUAAAAGAUUUUACCUUGCAUUUGAAAAGGAACUAGGUAGUUAAAUGAUGCAUGAAGGAGCAAUGCCUAUCAUAAAUAUUCAGAUCUAAGUAAAUUUAACCUCUAGUAUAGAUAAGGUAUCUAAAAAUAUAUAUUAUGCAAUGUGAAUUCUACAAGAAAACUCACAGUAAAUAUAAUUUCUUAGUUGUGUUAUUUAUCUAUUACACAAGUUACUUUGCUAACUCAAAAGGUGUUGUACAGCCACUCUUAAUCUCCCCACUCAGUGGGGAAAAAACAAAUUAAAAGUAACACUGUCUCAAUGUUUUCUCCAGUGGAGGCAAGAAGUGGCUGUGGGGAGGAKUACAGGAGCACUGUAUACUGGCUAGAUAUAUUCAGUCAAAACGUCCAAGUGAUUUUACUUGGCUAAUAUGAAAUAUAGUUGCAUAAUUAGUGAGCAAUAGUCAAAGUAAAAGAAAAGAAAAGAAUGGAAUUAGUGUACUGUGCCUACGUACUUCAUCUAUAGACCCCUUGUAGCACUUAGAAAAUGCAGCUCAAUCUGGGGGACAAAAUAAUAGGCUGCAAUUCUCAGGAUUGGAAUUUUUCAUUUUGUCCCCCAGCAGAUUAAGCUGCUUUGACAUCACAUGCAAGGGGUCUAUAAAUAAUUAUUAUACUUUAUAUUUUUUUAAGGACCAGUUAAAAUCACUCAUAUUUUUAUAUAAACUAGUGAAAAUAGAGGCUUAUUCAAGGCUCAGUGUUUUAUUUUAUUAUGAUAUUUGAUGCAUGUAGAGGGGAUUUGAUGCAUGUAAAGGGGAUAGAGCCGACUCAGGGUGUUUGUAUAAAUAAAAAAAGUUAUGGGCAA
Actinia tenebrosa (Australian red waratah sea anemone) is the source of this 2486-nucleotide messenger RNA. RefSeq names its product tetraspanin-33. The record is from RefSeq and is a predicted model, not a curated record. Gene Ontology annotation, cellular component: plasma membrane. NCBI's taxonomy places the organism in Eukaryota, Metazoa, Cnidaria, Anthozoa, Actiniaria, Actiniidae.